AUGGCUUUCGGCUCCCGUGUCCGCGGCCUCUGUGUCGCUGCUGCUCUGUGCACUGCGAUCGCCGUGUCCCCCACCGAUGCUUGGGUCCCUCCGAUCAUCACCAAAGGCAACAAGUUCUUCGACUCGAAGACGGGACUCGAAUUCCGUAUGAAGGGAAUGGCCUACUACCCCCGACCCAACAGCGGAGAAAUGGCCGAUGUCGGUAACUACGACUGGGCUGCGGAUGAGCACGAAGACGUGUGGAAACCGCACUUGGAGGUGAUGAAGGACCUCGGUGUCAACACGAUUCGUCUGUACUCCGUAGACCCGGGCAAGGCGCACGACAAGUUCAUGUGUGCGUGUUCCAAUCUUGGCAUCUACGUGCUCGUCGGUAUCACGGCGCCGUGCGAGAACUGCUCCGUGCUGGACUACAAGCCGCCAAAGUGCUACCCUGAUGACUUGUUCACCCGCGCACAGAUGGUGUACAAUGCCUUCGCCGUGUACGACAACACUCUGGGCUUUAGUGUCGGUAACGAGAACAACUUGCAGGUCGAGAACGGAGCGCACGGAACGACCACGGCCCCGUGUGUCAAGGCCUUUCUGCGUGAUACUCGUAGUUACGCUGCGAGCUGCUCGGGCUCGGUCCGCCAGGUGCCGAUCGGUCUGGACAUUGCCGAUAUCCCUCCUCGUGAGCAGUGGAUCUCGUACUACGACUGCGCUAUCGACGACGACGAGAACUCGCGUGCCGAGUGGAUGGGAUUCAACCCGUACGUCGAGUGCGACCCUGCUACUCACCUCAAGUACUCGCAGUCCACGGGGCUGAAGAAACUCAUGUCGGAGUACGCCAAGGUUGGCUACGCACGUCCACUGAUGUUUGGCGAGUUCGGCUGCAACAAGGGAAUCAACACGGUCGACGGCUUCGAGAACCAGCGCUCGUUCCUGGAUGCUCAGUGGAUGAACGAGGAGAAGGAAAUGACCGACGAAAUUGUGGGUGGCAACGUGUUCGAAUUUACUACGGAGAUUGCCAACUUGGUUGAGAGCAAAACUCUAACCAAGACUGGAGACGCCGGCAAAUACGGUGUGGGGUACUUCCUGCCGGAAGACUGCGACAACAACCAGACGGAGUGCGUCUUCACGCCCUACCCGGAGUACGACAACCUCAAGAAGGCGUACACGAGCACCAAGAACUCGACGGUUGAGCACGACAGCUACGAGCCUACGCGUGACACCAUCAUGACGUGUCCCAAGAACAUCUCGAGCGAGCUGCCGCCUACGCCCAAGGUUCCCGUCCUCGAGUGCACCAUCACGCAGCCAGUGUGCAACGGCGUCAAGGCCAACAGCUACGAGCACUUCUCUCCCAGCACCGCGGUGGGUGCGAAGCGGAAACCGACGAACGAGGAGAACCCCGACACUGCCGUCACGGAUGCCGCGGCCGGUAGCAGCGGCGCAAGUGCGACGGCUUCUGCGGCUGCGCUCGUCUUGUCUGUGGUUACGGUUGCCGUCACUGCCCUGUCCGUCUUCUAG
Molecule: messenger RNA, 1503 nt
Organism: Phytophthora infestans T30-4
Lineage: Eukaryota; Oomycota; Peronosporomycetes; Peronosporales; Peronosporaceae
Product: 1,3-beta-glucanosyltransferase, putative
Exons: 3
Coding region: 1-1503 (500 amino acids)
Biological process (GO): cell wall (1->3)-beta-D-glucan biosynthetic process
Cellular component (GO): cell wall
Molecular function (GO): 1,3-beta-glucanosyltransferase activity
Source: RefSeq, a predicted model, not a curated record